AUGGGAAAAUGCCACAUGCAAGUAUCCAUGCUACAUGCAGUUGAGCCUGCUCUGUGUUAUGAGGAACGAGAAGCUGCAGAGAAGGAAAGAGAGGAGAUUGACAAGCUGAGAAACAUGACGGAGGAAGAGAGACGAAUUGAGUUGCGCAACAAUCCCAAGGUAAUCACCAACAAAGCUACGAAAGGGAAAUACAAGUUCCUGCAGAAGUACUACCACCGUGGUGCCUUCUUCCUGGAUGAGGAGGAGGAUGUGUUCAAGAGGGACUUCUCCGGAGCAACACUUGAAGAUCACUUUGAUAAGACUAUUCUGCCUAAAGUCAUGCAAGUCAAGAACUUUGGCCGCUCGGGUCGGACCAAGUACACGCACCUUGUAGACCAGGACACCACCUCAUUUGACUCCCCCUGGGCUGCUGACUCGCAAAUGAACCACAAGUUCUUCAAUGGCAAUGCAGGCGGGAUGAAGCAGAUGUUCGACAGGCCUACUGUCAAGAAGCGUGCUGCCCCAGCUGCCAACAACAAUGCCAAUGUCCGGAAGUAAAGAGAGGAUUGGUGUGAGGGAGGGAAGGGUGACAGGAGGAAAGGAUGGGAAGAACUGAAGAAAGAAUAAAGUGGAACAUAAAUGGUGUAAAUUGGACAAGAAGGGAGAUAGUGGUUCUUUGCUUUGGGUACAAAUGACCCUUACAAAUUGCAUUUGUUGCAGACAGAGUUGCAGUUUUUUGUAUUUGAAAAUAUGAUAGAAAUGCCCCUUAAGAGUAAAAUUGAAAUGGUAGGAAUAUGAAAGAAGUUCACCCACACUCAUUGACAUGUAUAACAGCUACACUUACACACUUGCUCAUUUUCUGUUUUUGCCUCUCUUUAUUCAUUCAUUUUUAAUAGUUCAUUCAUUCAUUCAUCAAAUCAUAAAAACAGAAAAAUUCAUAAAUCCAUAAAAAGAGAUGCCUGUUUGGCCUUAUCACUAAUUCAGCAGACAAACACACACGCAACUAGAGUACAUACACUACCAUAUUUAGUUUUAAAUAACUGUAUAUGAUGCAUAUAUUAUCAGAUCCAGGGGGAGCAAUUAGUACUACCUUCACACAUUUAUUGAAGGCAUAAAAAUUGCAAUUGAUAGUGAAUAAAUAAUAAUUAUAAUUGACUAAUUUUAUUGAAUGUGAAGAAUCAUGAAAGAUAGAUGCAUAUUCUUGUAAUUUUCCUCAAGAUUACUGGUAGAAGUUGUGACUUGUCCAGACAUGUUUUUAUUAAGAGUACAUUAUGUGUACUUUACUAAUCAUGUUCAAUUACAUUGUACAUUUCUUGACAUGCAACUUAUUUUAUUUUACAUUUUUUGUUUUAGGAAUAGGGGGUUAACUGUGAAGCAGUAAAGUCAUUUUGUAUGAAUGUGUGAAUUUAUGAUAUUGAUUUUGUAAUAAAGUAGCAUAAAACUUUAAGGAAA
Molecule: messenger RNA, 1431 nt
Organism: Penaeus indicus
Lineage: Eukaryota; Metazoa; Arthropoda; Malacostraca; Decapoda; Penaeidae
Product: microfibrillar-associated protein 1-like
Exons: 4
Coding region: 1-537 (178 amino acids)
Biological process (GO): mRNA splicing, via spliceosome
Cellular component (GO): U2-type spliceosomal complex
Molecular function (GO): RNA binding
Source: RefSeq, a predicted model, not a curated record